Cutaneotrichosporon oleaginosum is the source of this 1410-nucleotide messenger RNA. Lineage: Eukaryota; Fungi; Basidiomycota; Tremellomycetes; Trichosporonales; Trichosporonaceae. The record is from RefSeq and is a predicted model, not a curated record.
CGGUAUACCCUCCUACCAGCGUAUCGACUCAGCAGUGGAGGGGAUCCAACAUCGAGAGCAUGGCGUGACAGCGCUCAAGUGUGCGGGGCUGAUACAACCACUGACGGCUGACUUGCUGCACUCCCAGCUACAACGCCUUACUUCUGAUUCCCCCUCCUAGAGCCUCUACGCAACGCUCGGCCCACCCACCAUGACCGCUACAGAGUAUGACAUCGCGAUCAUCGGCGCCGGCAUCGUCGGCUCGUCCCUCGCGUCCCACCUCGCGCCUCACGCGCGCGUCCUGCUUCUCGACCGCGACCUCGCCGUCCGCGGCUCGUCAGGUCAUAACCCCGGCUUCGUGGGUCAGCUGAACCGCCUCCCGCCUCUGACCGAGCUCGCGCGUCGCUCCGUGCGCGCGUACAGCACCGUGCCCGGCGGCUUCGAGAACUCGGGCUGUCUCGAAGUAGCCCUCACCAAGCCCGAGCUGGAGAUGCUGCGCGCGCGCGGCGCCCUCGCCCGCGCCUCGGGCAUGAAGGCGACUCUCGUGAGCCAGGCCGAAGCGCGCCGCCUCGCGCCGGCGUUCGUAGAGGACUGCGUGGGCGGACUGCACUUCCCAGACGACGGGUCUGCCGACCCAAAGGUCCUCGCCAAACACUACCAGGCUCAAGCCGCGUCUGCUGGUGCGACUUUGCUCGCGGCCGACGUUCUCGCGUUCAAGGAGGGGGCAGUAGAGACCUCCGAAGGCGUGAUCAAGGCCAAACGCGUGGCCGUGUGCACCGGUAUUUGGGGCACGCAGCUCCUCCCCCUUCCCAUGGCUGGCGCGGUGGUCGUCGGCCAAGGGUACGCGUACUCGUCGACACGGAGGCCGCGCACCGCGAGCCCGAUCAUCCGCUGGCCCGGCGUCCAAGUCUACGGGCGCGACCACGGCGACCGCGACGGUAUCGGCAGCUACGACCAUGCGCCGGUCCACGUGCCCACGUCAGACAUCGGAGGCCACAGCACGGCCGCAAGUGCAUGGAACAAGGCGUUCACCGGCGCACUCGCGCGCGCCUUGGCCCUGCUGCCGGAGCAGACGGCUGCCCGGUUCUAUGGCCGCACCCUCGCUGGGACCGGGACGGAGGAUGCCGCCGCCGCCAUCAUCCAAGCCCGUGAGGCGGGGAGGGCGCAUGCGUUCAACAGCCUCUUCCAGGUUACGUCGGACGGAUACCCGCUCGUCGGCCGUGUUCAGGACGGCGUGUACGCGAUAUGAUACUGCAGGACAUGGGCAAGGGCGAGGAGAAGGAUGAGGACGCCGAGAUACGAAGAGUGCUCGAUCCCCUCCGCUUUGCCGGGAAGGAUGUGGUUGACGACGCGUUGAGGACGUACAACGACAUCUAUAACCGUAAAAAGUAGCUGUGAUUUAGGAGCCUGGCUUCUCAAUGAUAGGAUGGA